Molecule: messenger RNA, 2933 nt
Organism: Neolamprologus brichardi
Lineage: Eukaryota; Metazoa; Chordata; Actinopteri; Cichliformes; Cichlidae
Source: RefSeq, a predicted model, not a curated record
AAGGGGGCUCGUGACCACAAAAUGUUUGAGAACCUCUUUUCUGGACCGAGUAGACUGAAGGUUUCCCACUGCAGGCAGAACAGACUCUGUUGGAAGGACUAAAGGUGACUGCAGGUUUUUACCAACAUGGAAAGACCAGACUCUCCUGAGCCUGAGACCAGACUCAGCUCUGUAACAAUGAGGAUGAGAAGCUCUCCAGAGAAAGACCGUCCUGACUUUAAAAGCAGGAAACUGACUCCUGAUGAGAGGAUCACUGAGACACCAGAUGCCCCUGAACCUGAACCUGGACCCAGCUGUGUGUCUUUGAAGAGUGAUCAGUCAAAGGGUUUCAUCUUCCACUUUAAAGGAACUAAAUCUGCUGCUGCUGAGGAGAUCACUGAGACACCAGAUGCCCCUGAACCUGAACCUGGACCCAGCUGUGUGUCUUUGAAGAGUGAUCAGUCAAAGGGUUUCAUCUUCCACUUUAAAGGAACUAAAUCUGCUGCUGCUGAGGAAGCUGAUCAGGAGAGUCUGCAGCAUCAAACUGAUCUGGACUCAGUAUUUAAGAUUGUGUCAUUUAUUUUCCAGAUGCUGGAGGAAAACAUUAUCAUGUUUGUGAAAAACGAGCUAAAGAAGCUGCAGAAUAAUCUGAAUCAAGAUUAUUCAGAGUGUCAGAGGGAUGAAGAGGAGAUGUUGGACAGUGAGGAAGAGAAGCAGAGAAGGAGCAGCAGAGAGGCAUUUCUGAAACUCGCAGUUAACUUCCUGAGAAUAAUGAAUCAGGAGGAGCUGGCUGACUGUCUGCAGAACAAAAGUCCUGAUCCACUUUGUGAGAAUACAUUUAAAUGUAACCUGAAGAAGAAGUUCCAGUGUGUCUUUGAGGGGAUUGCUAAACCAGGAACCAGAAUCACUCUAAAUGAGAUCUACACAGAGCUCUGCAUCACAGAGGGAGGGACUGGAGAGGUCAACACUGAACAUGAGGUCAGACAGAUUGAAAUGUUUUCCUGGAAACCAAACAGACCAGAAACAACAAUCAGGUGUGAAGACAUCUUUAAAGCUUCGACUGGAAGAGAUAAACCAAUCAGAACAGUUCUGACCAAAGGAGUGGCUGGCAUCGGGAAAACAUUCCUGACACAAAAGUUCACUUUGGACUGGGCUGAAGACAAGACCAACCAGGACAUCCAGUUCAUUUUUCCAUUCCCAUUCAGAGAGCUGAAUUUACUGAGCGAUAAAAAGUUCAGCUUAGUGGGACUUAUUCAUCACUUCUUCACUGAAAUCAAAGAAGCAGGAAUCUGUAACUUUAAAAAGUUCAAAGUUGUGUUCAUCUUUGAUGGUCUGGAUGAGUGUCGACUUCCUCUGAACUUACACAUCACUGAGAUCCUCACUGAUGUUACAGAGUCCACAUCAGUGGAUGUGCUGCUGACAAACCUCAUCAGGGGAAAGUUGCUUCCUUCUGCUCACAUCUGGAUAACCACACGACCUGCAGCAGCCAAUCAGAUCCCUGCUGAGUAUAUAGACAUGGUUACAGAGGUCAGAGGGUUCACUGACCCACAUAAGGAAGAGUACUUCAGGAAGAGACUCAGAGACAAGGAAGAGGCCAACACCAUAAUCUCUCAUAUCAAGACAUCACGAAGCCUCCACAUAAUGUGUCACAUCCCAAUCUUCUGCUGGAUUACUGCUACAGUUCUAGAGAGCAUGUUAAAAACCAAACAGGCUGGAGGAAAGCUGCCCAAGACACUGACUGAGAUGUACAUUCACUUCCUGGUGGUUCAGACCAAAGUGAAGAACAUUAAGUAUGAUGGAGGAGCUGAGACAGAUCCUCUCUGGAGUCCAGAAAGCAGGAAGAUGAUUGAAGCACUGGGGAAACUGGCUUUUCAGCAGCUGCAGAAGGGAAACCUGAUCUUCUAUGAAUCAGACCUGACAGAGUGUGACAUUAAUGUCAGAGAAGCCUCAGUGUACUCAGGAGUGUUCACACAGAUCUUUAAAGAAGAGAGAGGACUGUACCAAGAGAAGGUGUACUGUUUUGUCCAUCUGAGUGUUCAGGAGUUUCUGGCAGCUCUUCAUGUCCAUCUGACAUUCACCAACUCUGGUAUCAACCUGCUGGAAGAAGAAGAAACAGCCUCAGUGCAGACUGGAGAGUCUUCAGUAAGAUAUUUCUACCAGAGUGCUGUGGACAAGGCCUUAAAAAGUCCAAAUGGACAUUUGGACUUGUUUCUUCGCUUCCUCCUUGGUCUUUCGAUGCAAUCCAAUCAGGAUCUCCUACAAGGCCUGCUCACACAAACAGGAAUCAGCUCACAGAUAAAUCAGGAAGCAGUCAAGUACAUUAAAGAAAAAAUGAAUGGCACUCUCUCUCCAGAGAAAAGCAUCAAUCUGAUCCAUUGUCUGAAUGAAUUGAAUGAUGACUCUAUAGUGAAGGAGGUCCAGCAUCAACUGAGUUCAGGACACCUGUCUAAAGUUAAUCUCUCUCCUGCUCAGUGGUCAGCUCUGGUCUUCAUCCUACUGUCAUCAGAAACAGGUGUGGAUGAGUUUGACUUGAGAAAAUAUUCAGCUUCAGAAGACGCUCUUCUGCAGCUGCUGCCAGUGGUCAAAGCCUGUAAGAAAGCCCAGUUGGGCGGCUGUAACCUCACAGAGAGAAGCUGUGAAGCUCUUUCCUCAAUUCUAAGUUCUCAGUCCUCCAGACUGAGAGAGCUGGACAUGCGUAACAACAACCUUCAGGACUCAGUGAAGUUGCUUUGUGUUGGACUUGGGAGUCCACACUGUAUGCUGGAAACUCUCAGGCUGUCAGGCUGUCAGAUCACAGGAAUAGGCUUCACCUCUCUGGCCACAGCUCUGCGCUCCAAUCCCUCCUAUUUGAAAGAGCUGGACUUGAGCUAUAAUCAUCCAGGAGACUCAGGAAUGAAGCUUUUGUCUGAUCAACAGCAGGAUCCACAUGUGAAACUGGAAAUACUCUGGUAGGA